Prorocentrum cordatum is the source of this 1248-nucleotide messenger RNA. The record is from the annotation of a GenBank genome assembly. Lineage: Eukaryota; Dinophyceae; Prorocentrales; Prorocentraceae.
AGGGGCCCGAGCCGCCCCGCGGCCCCCUUCCACCCCCGGGGUGGGGCGGUCGCGGCCCGCCCCUCCCGGGGGGGGCCCCCUGGGCGCCGCCCCGACGCGCAUGUGGAAGGACAAGCAUGGGCGCGGCUUCGGCGUCGGCGAUCGAGUGCGAGUCGCGCUCGGGCAGCUGGACAACAUCACCAGCUCCGAGGACUUCGAGGGCUGCUGCCCGGACGGCUGGGAUUUCGCCAUGAUCGGCACCCUCGGCGCCGAGGGCACCGCCGAGGAGGACCCAGACCCCGACGAGGACGACAAGCUGGCGUGGGUCGCCGUGACCUUUGACCGCAAGAUCGGAGACAGAAGGCAGUGGUGCUACCGCCCGACCCAGCUGGAGAUCGUCGACUCGACAGUCGCAGUGCCCCAGGGCCAACUGGACCUCUACGACCGCCUGCUCGAGGACCAGAGCUUCCACGACGUGACGUUCAAGCUCUCCGACGGGGAGGAGCGGGCGCACAAGAGCGUGCUGGCCGCAGCCAGCAGCGCCUUCGGCACGAUGUUCUCGCCGCCGAUGCAGGAGGGUGCCACUGGCAAGGUUUCCCUUCCGGAGACCCCCGUGGCGACGAUGCGCGUGUUCCUGAGGUUAUUGUACAGCGGCGGGGUAGAGUCGAAGGACUGGCAGACCGCCCCGUCGUCCGCCGACGACGAGGUCAUUCCGCUGCGGACCCUGCUGGAAGUGGUCACGCUGGCACGGAAGUACGUUGUCGACAACGUGCUCGAGGUCACGGUCGAGGCGCUGAAGAGACGGCUCCAGAGCAGCAAGGAGGACGUGAACGUCUACCAAGACAUCUUUGCGGCCGCAAUCCAGAUGGACCUCGGGGCCGUUCGUGUUGCUGCUAUCGACGUUGCCAGGUCCAGCUCCGCCGUGCGGCAGCACUACGACAGCCAGCGGUUGAGACCAGAGGUGCAGUUCGAGCUGCGCGGCCUGUGGCCCCCCCCCCGCAGCAGCCAGGCCGCCCCGUGCCGCAAGCGGAGCCGGCUGGUCUGAGGGCCGCGCCCCCGGCCGAGCGCCGGGCUCCGCUUGGGCGCGCUCCUCGGGGGCGGCCAAGCACCUCUCGGGGGCCCCGCGGGACCGCCAGGCAGCUGCUCACAGGGCGGCAGAGCGGCGCUGCGCUGCCUGUCUCCAUGCUGGCCGCCUCUGCCCCUCGUCCUGGCUCCACCAGGAGCUCCUUCAGCUCGUCUCGUCUCCGCUGAAGGCGUCUGUGCACCAGC